Molecule: messenger RNA, 1377 nt
Organism: Rhizophagus irregularis DAOM 181602=DAOM 197198
Lineage: Eukaryota; Fungi; Glomeromycota; Glomeromycetes; Glomerales; Glomeraceae
Source: RefSeq, a predicted model, not a curated record
ACAAAAUAAUAAAUACCUUCCUUAUUAAUAAUAUGGCAAGAAUAAAAAUUAUUUUGGAUAAAACUGAACCGUCGAAAAGGCUACAUGUCCUUGCUCUUGACAGUGAUACUCAUUGUUACUUGAAUGUUAAGAUAUCUUUAGCUGUGGAAUUAGUCAAUCGGAAUUAUAAAGAUAUACUUAAUGCGUUUAUGAUAUUUAGAAUUGAUUUUUGCGAUGCAUUCAGUGAAGCAAAAUCAAAUGAGAAAUUUCGAAAAAAUUUGGGAUCUUUUAAAGACACUUCAUUUCUUUGGAAAAUUUCACCAAAGGAUGUUACAGACGUAUACGAACAAGUUUUUACAGAAUUUAAAAAAUUGAAACCAAAAAAACUCAGUUUCAUUACUUGCUAUCCGCAAGAAAGUAAAAGUAGAGAACUAGACUUCGGAAAUUCCGAAGUUACCUACGACCAAGUUAAUCUGCGUAACAAUAUUUUUCUAUCAGAAACCGAAAAUCCUGAUAUUAUGCAGGAUCAGGAUUAUUUAUCCGAUAAUAUAAAUUGCUCGACUUCUCAAUCUCAAUACGACGAACCAGAACUCGAUAAUUCCGAAACUAUAUUAAAUAUUGAUAAUAGUAACACAAAUGAUUUGAAUUCAACAAUUCAAUUUGGAAAUACUGAGGUAUCGGAUAAUUUAUAUAGUUUAUCGGGUGAAUCAAAUUACUUAAUUCCUCAAGGGCCAGAAUUUGAUAAUUUUGAAACUACACUUGAUCAAUUUAAUAUUAAUAAUAUUAAUAUGAUCUCAGAGACUAAUCAGUUUGAUAGUUCUGAAGUUACUAACAUAGACUAUAAUAUUCCUCAACUACAAUAUCUUUCAUCCGAUAAUGCUGCUUAUAAUAUGGCUUAUAAUUUUGGCUUUGAAUAUUUCGAUUCUUCCAGAAGUAUGACCUGUUAUGAACGACUGAAGUUAAUUAACCAACCCAUCUUUAUUAUUAUCCAAAAGGAUAUUUAUUUUGCGAAUACCUGUUGAUUUUUCAUUACAUAGUCCUUGAUUGAAUCAAGUGUAUGUUUAAUUAAAUAUUAAACAGAGGUUUCUUCUUUUUUUUUAUUUUUAUUCAUUCAAUUAUCUAAUAUAUUUGAGGUUUGUGAAAUUAACAUUACGGCAGCAUGAAUAGAUCAGUAAAAUUUUAUAUUCCUACAUUUUAUUUUAUAAAAUAAAAAAAUUAAUAUUGUGGGGGAAAUGCAUUAUGUGCAGUAUGAUUAUCACCGGUUCAAAUUGAAAAAACAUUAUCCAAACUUUUCACCGCGCUUUUAAGAAGGUUUAGAUUAGACAAGCUAAAAAUUCCAUUAUUAAUUUAUAAACAAGUUUUAUAAUAUUGAUGUUUUCAGCUUAAAUUUUUAUUUUU